AGCAACCUGCUCUGGUUCCCUUCCACGCUGUGGAAGCUUUGUUCUUUUGGUCUUCAUGAUAAAUCUUGCUGCUGCUCACUCGUUGGGUCCGUGCCACCUUUAAGAGCUGUAACACUCACCGCGAAGGUCUGCAACUUCACUCCUGGGGCCAGCAAGACCACGAAUGCACCGAGAGGAAUGAACAACUCUGGACACACCAUCUUUAAGAACCGUAAUACUCACCGCAAGGGUCUGCAACUUCAUUCUUGAAGUCAGUGAGGCCAAGAACCCAUCAAUUCCGUACACAUUUUGGUGACUUUGAAGAGACUGUCACCUAUCACCAAGUGGUGAGACUAUUGCCAAGCAGUGAGACUAUUGCCAAGUGGUGAGACCAUCACCAAGCGGUGAGACUAUCACCUAUCGCCAAGUGGCCUGAUUCAGCAGGAAGCAUCUCAGACACCAACCACUAUGCUGUCAGCAGUUGCCCGGGGCUACCAGGGCUGGUUUCAUCCCUGUGCUAGGCUUUCUGUGAGGAUGAGCAGCACCGGGAUAGACAGGAAGGGCGUCCUGGCUAACCGGGUAGCCGUGGUCACGGGGUCCACCAGUGGGAUCGGCUUUGCCAUCGCCCGACGUCUGGCCCGGGACGGGGCCCACGUGGUCAUCAGCAGCCGGAAGCAGCAGAACGUGGACCGGGCCAUGGCCAAGCUGCAGGGGGAGGGGCUGAGUGUGGCGGGCAUUGUGUGCCACGUGGGGAAGGCUGAGGACCGGGAGCAGCUGGUGGCCAAGGCCCUGGAGCACUGUGGGGGCGUCGACUUCCUGGUGUGCAGCGCAGGGGUCAACCCUCUGGUAGGGAGCACUCUGGGGACCAGUGAGCAGAUCUGGGACAAGAUCCUAAGUGUGAACGUGAAGUCCCCAGCCCUGCUGCUGAGCCAGUUGCUGCCCUACAUGGAGAACAGGAGGGGUGCUGUCAUCCUGGUCUCUUCCAUUGCAGCUUAUAAUCCAGUAGUGGCGCUGGGUGUCUACAAUGUCAGCAAGACAGCGCUGCUGGGUCUCACUAGAACACUGGCAUUGGAGCUGGCCCCCAAGGACAUCCGGGUAAACUGCGUGGUUCCAGGAAUUAUCAAAACUGACUUCAGCAAAGUGGUGAGGAUUGGUUUCAUGGGAAUGAGUCUCUCUGGAAGAACUUCAAGGAACAUCAUCAGCUGCAGAGGAUUGGGGAGUCAGAGGACUGUGCAGGAAUCGUGUCCUUCCUGUGCUCUCCAGAUGCCAGCUACGUCAACGGGGAGAACAUUGCGGUGGCAGGCUACUCCACUCGGCUCUGAGAGGAGUGGGGGCGGCUGCGUAGCUGUGGUCCCAGGCCCAGGAGCCUGAGGGGGUGUCUAGGUGAUCAUUUGGAUCUGGAGGCAGAGUCUGCCAUUCUGCCAGACUAGCAAUUUGGGGGCUUACUCAUGCUAGGCUUGAGGAAGAAGAAAAACGCUUCGGCAUUCUCCUUAGGACUUAUCUGCUUGUAGAUUUGGCUGAUCCAAUUAACAUGUGGGGUUCUUGGUGUGGGUCUGGGGAGCUGAAGGAUUUUAUGGAGCUGGUGCUUUGGAGGAAUCUUAAGGGAAAGGAGUAGAAGCUCAGGCCUUUGAAGGAUUUCAGCUCCUCCUCUCUGUAAUUUGUGCUUUAAGCAUUUUUUUUCCUAAAAUAAACUCAAAUUUAUCCUCAA
Messenger RNA from Homo sapiens (human), 1687 nucleotides. RefSeq names its product dehydrogenase/reductase 2 (gene DHRS2). Gene Ontology annotation, cellular component: nucleus; mitochondrial matrix. Gene Ontology annotation, molecular function: carbonyl reductase (NADPH) activity. Lineage: Eukaryota; Metazoa; Chordata; Mammalia; Primates; Hominidae. The coding region runs from base 448 to 1350 and encodes 300 amino acids. The record is from RefSeq and is marked reviewed. The transcript is spliced from 9 exons.